UAAGUAGAAGGUAGGAAAGGCUAGGUCUUGGUUUUGGGAGGUGGUGGGUGCGUCGCUCUCAGUAACAAACAUCUUAUUCAGGUCCCCUCAAGAAUGAUGGACAGUGGAGAUCUCCCUCAUCCAAAUUGGAAGGUUUUAGCAACAGCACAUCUGAAAUGGAAAGUAUUUGUCCAAGCAAAACCUGAAACCCAGUCUGAAUCUAAAGAAGAAAAACAUAUUGAGAAAAGUUAUAUCAGUGGAGAGGAUGCUAAAAAGUUCUAUGAAGGCUUACUACAGCAAGAUGCAGUUGCAAGCACAAGUAGAAAUACUGGUUCCUCUCGUACAGAUUUCUUAGAAGAAGAAUGUAGCUCAGAAGAUGAAGAGGUAAAUGUGGAGGCUAAAAAGUGCUGUCCCAAAAGCUUACACAAAGCAAUGAAGCAUGCCCAGAAUAAUGAAGAAGAAAAUUUACGACAGAUGUUGGACAACGGCCUCAGUGUCAAUGCAAAAGAUGAAUAUGGAUGGUCAUUACUUAUGGUUGCUGCUUGUGGUGGUGCUAAAGCUGUUGUGAAAACUUUAUUGGAGAGAAAGGCAAGAACUGGUACAAGAGAUUCUAAAGGAAAUACUGCAAUCUACCUAGCAAUGUUGAGGGGUCACCAGGACAUUGUGGAUAUGUUGAUAAAAGCUAAUAAGAGAAAAGAUGAGGAUUCUGGUGCUAAUAUAGAUAUUGUUUCCAGUUCAAGUAACAUAUUAGAAAAAUUUUAUUGUGAUAUAUGCAAAAUAACAAUUGAAACUAGUACACGUCUUCAGCAUGAAACAUCAAUUGUUCAUCAGUUCAAUCUUGGUGCAGGAAAUAAUAAGACAGUUUAUGGAAUUCCUGCAAGUAAUAAAGGUUUUCAGAUCCUUGUAAACCAAGGCUGGGAUACAGAAAAAGGUCUUGGUCCUGAUAGCUCUGGAGCCAAAUUUCCA
Penaeus monodon (black tiger shrimp) is the source of this 945-nucleotide messenger RNA. Its product is annotated as G patch domain and ankyrin repeat-containing protein 1 homolog. The record is from RefSeq and is a predicted model, not a curated record. NCBI's taxonomy places the organism in Eukaryota, Metazoa, Arthropoda, Malacostraca, Decapoda, Penaeidae. Gene Ontology annotation, molecular function: protein binding; nucleic acid binding.